CUGGGCGUCAUUCAGAGCUCUGGUCUCUUUCACGUGCUCAACUCACCUACAGCCAUUUAAGUUCCUGCUCCACCUUCGUCUCAGAUCAGCAGGGAUGGCAUCCACGCUAGAACUUCCAUACUAUGCAACCGACCUACCUUCUCCUCUUCCCACAGAGGCUGAUAUCGAUGCAGCUCCCGAUAUAACUCUGGCAUACGGUGGACGAAGGGUGGUCGAAAUCGGGACUCACUACGUGGUCAAGUAUGGAAGGGGCGUCAACCUUAUCGAAGGAGAGAACAUGCUGUAUGUUGGAAAGAACACGAGUAUCCCAGUUCCUCGAGUCUACGCGCUUUACUCCAAUUCAGAGACUCGUAAAAGUUAUAUCGUCAUGGAACGCGUUGCUGGUCAGACACUACUAUCACUCUGGCCGGAGCUAAGCCAUUCAAAAAAAGAGACUGUUGCAGCCACACUACAAAGCUACUUCAAUGAGCUACGCCAGCUACCAUCGCCUGGCUACUACGGUAGCUUAGGCAAGAGAUAUCUCUGUGAUGAUAUUUUCCGGACAAUUGAAUCAAAUCCCGAGAUUAACGGACCUUUCACCUCACACGAAACUCUUGUCGAGGCACUGGCGUUGAAAUAUACCUACGAUGGUCGCCCGAUCUUUAGAGCAGAUUUCUAUCGCCAAUGUCUUCCACGUCUCCUUCACAGCAAUGGUUCGAUCUUUACUCAUGGCGACUUUCAAAGGAAAAACAUCAUGGUUCAGAGAAAUGGGGAUAGUACUGGCGAUGAACCGGGGCAGCUACAGGUUGUUGUCAUCGACUGGGAGAAGUCGGGCUGGUAUCCAUGCUACUGGGAGUAUUUUUAUGCUGUGUGCGCCCUGCGAUGGGAUGACGACUGGUGUCUUUGGCUUGAGAGGAUGCUGGAACCAUACGUCGGUGAAUCUGCCUGGUUUAAGGCUCUUCACUUGGAACUGUGGUCUUGAGCUGCGGCCGCAGUAACCUGGGGUGUAUUACAUAGGUGACCAUUACCUCUUCCUAAGCAUACCUCAUGCCGGUAUUUGCAUAAUUAGGAUGCGUCUCCUCAAGUACGUAGAUAGUUUGAUCUCUC
Molecule: messenger RNA, 1086 nt
Organism: Aspergillus ibericus CBS 121593
Lineage: Eukaryota; Fungi; Ascomycota; Eurotiomycetes; Eurotiales; Aspergillaceae
Product: aminoglycoside phosphotransferase family protein
Exons: 1
Coding region: 95-961 (288 amino acids)
Source: RefSeq, a predicted model, not a curated record